GGGGGGAGAAAGAGGAGUGAGCGGGAGCCGAGCGGAGCGUCCCGGCCAUGGCGCGGCGGGCCGGGGGCAGCGGAGGGCCCCGCCUGCUGCUGUGGCUGUGGCUGGUGCUGUGCGGGAUGCCGGGCGGCAGCGCCCAGUACUCCCGCGGGGCGGGCCGACCCCGCAGCUGGGGCCCGGCAACGGCCUGCAGCCCACGCUGCCUGCACGGCGGGCUGUGCCUCGGCAACGGCACCUGCCUCUGCUCCAAGGGCUACGAGGGCGAGCUCUGCCAGCACGCAACGUGUUAUCCAAAAUGCAAAAAUGGUGGAGAGUGCCUGAGACCUGGAAAAUGCCGAUGUCCACCUGGCUAUGGGGGCAGAUACUGUCAUAAGGUAAGCUGUGAAGGAGGCUGUCAAAAUGGUGGGGAAUGCAUCUCUGUCAAUGGGGUUGUGAAGUGCCUUUGUGCUUCUGGCUGGACAGGAUCAAGAUGCCAGGAAGCAAUUUGCCCUCAAGGUUGCCGGAAUAAUGGAGCUUGUGUGGCUCCUGGGAUUUGUAGCUGUCCAGCUGGAUGGGUCGGUGGAGCAUGUCACUUAGCUGUAUGUAAACUACCUUGUCAACAUGGAGGAAAAUGCAUAGCUCCGAACGUGUGCCGAUGUCGACUGCCCUACUCUGGUCUACAGUGCACAAAGAAAAGGAAGGAAUGAAACAGCUUCAGCAAAGAUAAGCUGCAUUUUCUUCUUGUAACUCUUAAUACAGAGAUAAAAUCUGGGGGAAGAGAUAGGGAGGAACUUAAGCGAUAACUAGUUGAUGUCAGGUAGCUUUUUGUCUUUAGUAUUCUGAGUAAAUUCAUUCCUCUAUGAAAGAGGAGUAUUGCUGAUAGUAAUAAAGCUGUUAAAAAUAUCCAACUGUAUGUAGUGUAUGAUGCACUCUACUGUGUGUGUAGUGUAUGUUUUUCUACUGUUCUCAUUUUUCUUCAUAAUCAGAACUAUUAUGUCUUGGUUGAUAGAGCUGACCUUGAAGUAAAAUUUACUCUUCAAAUAAAAUGCUUCAGAUCAGG
Molecule: messenger RNA, 1036 nt
Organism: Gallus gallus (chicken)
Lineage: Eukaryota; Metazoa; Chordata; Aves; Galliformes; Phasianidae
Gene: SERAF
Product: Schwann cell-specific EGF-like repeat autocrine factor
Exons: 5
Coding region: 48-683 (211 amino acids)
Biological process (GO): anatomical structure development
Cellular component (GO): extracellular region; cell surface
Molecular function (GO): signaling receptor binding
Source: RefSeq, marked validated